Molecule: messenger RNA, 562 nt
Organism: Polyodon spathula (Mississippi paddlefish)
Lineage: Eukaryota; Metazoa; Chordata; Actinopteri; Acipenseriformes; Polyodontidae
Product: cytochrome c oxidase subunit 6B1
Exons: 4
Coding region: 150-410 (86 amino acids)
Cellular component (GO): respiratory chain complex IV; mitochondrion
Source: RefSeq, a predicted model, not a curated record
CGCCCCCCAGUAUCCCGGCGUGCCCCUCGCUGCUGUCCUCCUAUAUCCCGGCGUUCAGCGGGCGGCCUGACCCCUCAGAAGGACGAGACUGUCGCUCGGAUUAGGUAUCUCUAUCUAACUCUCACACUCGCGCUCAGAGGACCAGCAGCAUGUCUGACGCAAUCGAAGAGAAAAUCAAGAACUACAGAACAGCCCCUUUCGAUGCUCGAUUCCCAAACACCAACCAGACCAGGAACUGCUUCCAGAACUACCUGGAUUUCCAUCGUUGUAACAAUGCUCUGUCUGCUAAGGGCCAGGACGUUUCUCCCUGCCAGUGGUACCAGCGUGUCUAUAAGAGCCUGUGUCCUAUGAGCUGGGUGGGAAAAUGGGACGACCAAGUUGCGGAUGGGAGCUUUCCUGGGAAAGUGUAAAUUACAAGAACCAAAAAACAACGGUCAUCAGAAUAUUGUUAAUAAUAAGAAUAUAACUUUAUUCCAGUCUGAGUGUCUCUGAUUUAAGGGGGAGGUUCAAAAUGUCCCCAGUGAAAAUAUUAGACAUGAAAUAAAAUGCCGUUUCUGUUCUA